Staurois parvus is the source of this 314-nucleotide messenger RNA. The record is from the annotation of a GenBank genome assembly. NCBI's taxonomy places the organism in Eukaryota, Metazoa, Chordata, Amphibia, Anura, Ranidae.
UCAGUGCUAAUAAAAAGCACUGACACUGUACUAAUGGCACUGGGCAAGAAGGGGUUAACAUGUGGGGCGCAGGGGCAGACUGACCAUUUGAAAACUCGGGCACUGCCCAAGGGCCCAGGGUCAGUAGGGGGCCCCAUGAGAUGCCCCUGGUACCUUUUUCAUAGGCUUUUUUGAGUUUGGGCAAGGACACAGGGGCCCCAUGAUACCCUAUUGCCCGAGGGCCCCGUGAGUUGUCAGUGCGCCCCUGUGGUUAGCAUUUCCGCCUGGCAGUACUAGGGUUGUUGGUUCAAAUCCCAACCACGGCACCACCUGCC